UGUGGGAACUGCUGGUUGGCUUGGCUCAGCUGUCAAUCACAAAGGAAGUUAGGGCGGUGAGGAGUUAGAGUGAAUAGUUUGGAAGUUUCUGUUGGAAACUUUACUCUGGACCAGCGGUGUUCUUUGUUCGGAUUUUAAACAAUGGAGAAAACCGAAAGAAACAAAGUUAUGGAAAGUUGGUGGAGUCGGUGGUUGUGGUUGAGUGAAUAGCAGGGAUUGCGUUACGAGUCGAGACCAGGUUAAUUUAUAUUUAGCUGACGGGAAAUCGGCUGUUUCAUGUUAGAUGGUGGUCCGCACUAUAAUGUCAAUCACUGUCGCAAUUUAAUGAAUGAUGGCAAAGUCUUUCGAAAUAUAUCGAUUUUAAACAUUUGACAACAAAGCCUAACGCUAUAUUCAAGUUAAAAAUACCAUUCUGCGGCUGGAAACAUGUCUUGAAUUUUUAGCCACCUUCCUGUGAAUGGACUAGGAUUUUUUUGGGAAUAUUUAAUACAUGUUUGCGAGCCUACAAUAUUCAUCAAUGGGCAGCUUAAGUAAAAAGCAGAAAUAAUUAACAUUUCAGAUCUUACUUAACCAACUAGAAUACUUAAGUUUGUGUUUUGGUUUUUGAGAUGUUGAAUAUACAUAGCAUUUAGGAAUUUGAAUUAGAUUUAGUUGUGUGCAUAUUAUCCAAAAAUGUCAGAGAGUCAGGAAAAUACCUUUGGACCAAGUUCAAGGAGCUGCAGGACAAAGUGUUCGAUUUGUAAAAACAUGUACACUGACCCAAGGGUCUUGCCUUGUCUUCAUACAUUCUGCCUGGAUUGUGUGAGUGGCUUAGAGCAGUUCUCCAUUGCCAGGACUCAGAGGGAGGAUGAGUCUUGGUCACUCAACUGCGCCGAGCCUGGGACCUGUAUCCUGUGUCCAGUCUGUGACUGUGAAGUGAAUGUACCUGCUGCUGGUCUGCGAGAACUGACCAGCAACCAUCUCAUUCAGAAUGAAGUUUUCCUGGAAGGUCUGAGGAGACCUGACUACCGGCUGGUCUGUGAUCUUUGUAACGAUGGGAAUGCUGAAACAAGGUGUCACAUCUGCUCAACAAAUCUCUGUGACUUCUGCUCUAAAGCACACAGGAGACAGAAGAUGACUGCUUCUCACAAUACAGUGGCACUAACAGACCUACAAGGUGGAAAUGAGAGAGUCAGUAAGUCCAUUAUGUGCUCUGCUCAUCCUGCAGAGGAGCUGAGGCUGUUUUGUGAGACAUGUGAUCGUUUGGUAUGCAGGGAUUGUUGUGUGGUGGAUCACCGUGAUCAUAACUGUGAUUUUGUCAUGAGUGUCAUUAACAAACAUGGCGGCUUCAUCAGGCAACUUCUGAAGCAAACACAACCGCAUAUUUCUGGAUUGCAGGAGACUUUGCAAAGGAUUGCAGAUACAAGGCAGCUGGUGCAAAAGCGACUGAGAACUGUGACUGAAGAAAUUAAUCAGUUUACAGAGGAUUAUAUCAGGGCAUUGGAGAAACAUCGGAGCAGGCUUUUGAAAGAACUGGAAGAGCUGAGGAUCCAGAAGGAGAACUCCCUGAAUCUUCAGCAGAUCCAGUUACAACAGAUCCUGGCAGAUAUGAAGACUGGAGUGGAUUUCACUGAGCACUUGCUCACCAGUGGCUCUCCUGUGGAAAUCCUUCUGACCAAACCUGUGGUGGUCAACCGUUUGAAGCUGCUGAAUAAGACAAGUUACAGCACUCACCCCAGAGAGGAUGAUGGAGUACAAUUCCAGCAACAGGAGAAAGCAGGACAGUGCGACGGAUUUGAGGUAUUCGGAAUCAUUGUCACAAAGACACUUGAUCCCAGUAAGUGUCUCCUUCAGGGUGAAGGCCUCCAUGUGGCUCGGCAAGACCAGCCAAGUGUAUUCGUACUGGUCUGUAAUGACCAAACUGGGCAGCAGAUGGGGCGAGGAGGUGAAUCCAUUCAGGUUGCCAUCUACAGCAAGAAAAAUAAAGAAUGCAGUCUCAAGACAAUACUGCACGACAAUCAUGAUGGAACUUAUCGAUUUAUGUACACUCCUCGAGUAUCAGGCUUGUAUGAGGGAUAUGUCUGUGUGAAGGGACAGCAUGUACAGGGAUCUCCAUUCACUGUAACAGUCACAAGUAAACUCCGUAAGCACACUGGUAUAUUUCAUUGCUGCACGUUCUGUUCUAGUGGUGGACAAAAGGAUAUCCGUUGUGGUUGCAGAGGCACAAUGCCUGGUGGGUACCAAGGCUGUGGACAUGGGCACAAAGGACACCCGGGCCAGCCACACUGGUCCUGUUGUGGAAAGUUGACUGAACAUUCAGAAUGCCCUGGAACAAUAAAUAGCAACUCUCACCAGAGCCUGGUUAGAACUGUUGCUUUGUAAAACAAAACCAAGACAUGAAAACCACAAACCUAACGUUGAUCUUUUAAAAUUUUGCAUUAAAGUAAUGACUGUUCAGCCAAUCUAGAAAACUUUGUGAUCUUCAGGUAUGCUCAAAGAUUAGCCAGUUUAAUGCCUGCUAUAGUUUUUCGUGUAAGAUGAGAACGGAGAUAGAAAAUUAGCUAUUGUUAAUUACUUUUGGGGUCUUUUCAAAAGGACUAAUUUAUCCGUAAUAAUUCCAAGAGAAGUAACUUAAACAUUCACUGAACCGAGCCUUUUCAAAUAAAAAGAUCUGCAAUUUAGGAAUAACCAAGAAAUUACUGUAAUUUUGUUGCAGAUUUCACAAAUGAAUACUCUACAGCAUAGAGUGUAAUAAAGGAUCUAGUUAUUUUUAAUGAAUUACCUUGUACUAGAAGUAAUGCAUUAUUAUGUUAUAAUACACAGAAAUCAUUUCAAAAUAUUAGAGAUGUAAUCAAAAUACCACGGCCUGAGCAACAUUAAUGGAAACUGCCAUAUGGGAUACUGUGAUAUACUUUGAAUUGAAUCCAUUGUUUGUCAUCAAUCUGGUUCAUUCAGACUUUUUUUUGACUAAAUGGUACAUGUUUUGGAAGUAAAGAUCUGUGUAAGGAGACAUUGCAUGCGCUAUUUGUAGAAAUGUAGCCAAUUAAAUAACACGGUAAUUUUGUAUGUGCAUUGAGUUUAGUUUUGUCCAAAGUAUACACAUGUUGCAUGCAUACUCUAUAUUAACAUGGAUUCAUACUGAAUGGAAGUUUAGCUCAUACUCAAAGCAAAGAUUAACUUUAGUGAUCUCAAUACUCUAAUUAUAAUUAAAAUUAAAUCAAUUUUAUAAAUUUCAAAUAAUAUCAACCAUAUAAUGUACAUUUUAACACCAUUUUUGUGCCAAUUUGAAAUACUCAAAGUUUAUUUCAACCAUUGUAUUACAAACAGUGUAUUUUAGGUUGGGGUUCGCAGCUACAGUGUCCAGAAAGCAAUUGAGGCACUUAAAUAACCUCUCAAGGCCUCAUAAAAUCAUUAUUGAUAUUCAGCUAGCAGUGAGUGGAGGAACUUGCCAUAAGUGCAUGUAGAGGGAACCAGCAUCAGGAAGCAAAGAGAGGGGUCUGUGGUGGUAUGAAGCUCUCCCUUCUCUCAACUAACUGUAAUACCAGCAGUAGCUGCCACUAUUGGUGGCAUUGCCAUUACUGCUACCAAUAUUGCGAGCUGCUGGCCUCUGGCUGACAACCCUUGGGCAAAGUGGGGAGUGGGGUGAGGGAGGAUACCCAAGAUGUGGUAGUGCAGCAACUAAAUGAUGCUGGGAGAUGUACAGGUUCUCAAAAAAGGAUACUGGCUGUCGAAUAGAAACUUCAUCAUGAUUGCUAGAGAUGGGCAAGUGUGGGUGAUGGACGACCCAGAUGAAAUUCCAUCAGUAGUGUGUGAGAUGUUACUUUAUUGUCUACCUUUUAUACUCACCACUUAGAUUAACACAACAUGCUACUUAUGGUAGCCUUUAUAUUGGCUCUGCUUAAUCUACACAGCGUUUUGAUCAUUCAAACUUAUGGACCAAUACAAAAAAACUGGAACCUGAAGCAAUUUGAUGUGCCACGUUGAAGUGCUGGAUUUUUUUUAAUCCAUCAGGAUUUUCUUUAUUUACUUUAUUGUGAUUUAGUUUUUUUUAAACUUGUACAUCAGACUUUUAAAAGCUUGAAUUUUAAUUUAUAU
Hemiscyllium ocellatum (epaulette shark) is the source of this 4074-nucleotide messenger RNA. It is a transcript of the gene trim45, whose product is annotated as tripartite motif containing 45. Gene Ontology annotation, cellular component: nucleoplasm; chromatin. The record is from RefSeq and is a predicted model, not a curated record. Gene Ontology annotation, molecular function: protein binding; zinc ion binding; ubiquitin-protein transferase activity. NCBI's taxonomy places the organism in Eukaryota, Metazoa, Chordata, Chondrichthyes, Orectolobiformes, Hemiscylliidae. Gene Ontology annotation, biological process: positive regulation of DNA-templated transcription. Bases 673 to 2361 code for a protein of 562 amino acids. The transcript is spliced from 6 exons.